Messenger RNA from Grus americana (Whooping crane), 1478 nucleotides. RefSeq names its product tetraspanin-15-like. Lineage: Eukaryota; Metazoa; Chordata; Aves; Gruiformes; Gruidae. The transcript has 8 exons. Gene Ontology annotation, cellular component: membrane. The coding region runs from base 268 to 1239 and encodes 323 amino acids. The record is from RefSeq and is a predicted model, not a curated record.
GUAAGCUCCCUUAAACAGAGCUUUGCUUUUGCUCUCGGCAGCAAAACCAAGCAACAAACUCAAUAAAGGGUUAACGCCGGCUGCUUGUGCUGCUGCUGCCUUCCCUCUAAUUGCUCUCCGUUCCUGCCAGGCGGAAGUUGGAGCGAGCAGUUCAAGUUCAAGGCUUGCCUGUGUGCAUGUGUAUGCUUUUUCGGCUCGGCAGCGGAGGGCAGGAGGCGGCUGGAGCAGGGAGGGUCCAGCGAGCAAACCUCUCUCAGACCUACGAGGAUGGCUCAGGCCUCCAAGUGCCGAAAUUCCCACCUCUAUUACUACAGCAUCAAAUUUGCUCUGUCCACCUAUGCCACCCUCUUCUCGAUCCUCGGCCUCGUGAUCCUGUGCGUUGGGAUUUACGCCGAAGUGGAGAGGCAAAAGCACAAAACCUUGGAAGGGAUCUUCCUGGCUCCAGCCAUCAUCCUCCUCCUGCUGGGCUUCACCAUGUUCAUCAUCUCCUUCGUCGGCAUGGUCGGGAGCCUCAGGGACAACCGGACGUUGCUGAAGAUGUUCUUCUGGGUCCUUCUGGUGAUCUUCCUCACGGAGCUGCUGCUGAUAUUCAUUGAAAUCAUCUUUGAAAACAAGAUGAAUGCAGUUUUCCACUCCAACAUCCAAGAGGGCAUCAGACAUUAUUACGAUGACCUUGACUUCAAGAACAUCUUGGAUUUUGUACAAGAAAAGUUUUCUUGCUGCGGCGGCGAUGAGUACCGAGACUGGGAGGUUAACCAGUACCACUCCUGCAACGGCAGCGGGCCGCUGGCGUGCGGGGUGCCCUACACAUGCUGUAUCAGGAAGGUCCCUGGAGAAGUCAUUAACACCCUGUGUGGAUACAGGACACUCGAUAAAGAGCGCCUGGAGCUGCUCAAUGUCAUCCACGUGCGAGGCUGCAUCCACGCUGUCGGGCUCUGGCUCAAAGACAACUUCGAGGCCACUUUGGGCAUCGUUUGCUCGCUGCUGCUUCCACAGGUGAUCGGUCUCGUGAUGGCUUGGAUGUAUUGGCAAAAGCUCAAUGAGAUCUACUCCAGGCUGGACACUGUUGACUUCAGGAUCCUGGAGAUGCAGGAUUUCAGCUUCGGGGCGGUGGAUCUGAGCGGCGCAGGCUGGUGCUGGUGCUUGCCCAAGGAAGGGGGUUACAUUCCCGUCAAUGCUGAGGAUGAGGAAGACGAGGAGGAGGAGGAGGAAGGUGCCAUCUGCCACAGCAAAGCGUGAGAAGGUGGAGGACUGAAAGGCAGUUUGGAGCAAAGCUCUUAGGGAGGCGGCAGAUGUCGAAUGUGGAAAUAAUGUGACUUAUCUUCUCAGGUUCAUGAGAUGCUUUGGGGGAAACUGUAAAGUAACACUGGAAGGUUAUAAAAAAUGUGAUGCACUGUGUUGGCACCUGAGUUCCCCUGGGUUCUUUUACUACUUUGGUGUUUUGAAGCAUUUGUACAUCUCCUUAUUGGGGUUUUGGG